This is a messenger RNA of Penicillium soppii, 1044 nucleotides long. RefSeq lists its product as uncharacterized. The transcript is spliced from 3 exons. The coding region runs from base 1 to 1044 and encodes 347 amino acids. The record is from RefSeq and is a predicted model, not a curated record. Gene Ontology annotation, cellular component: chromosome passenger complex; chromosome, centromeric region; spindle midzone. Gene Ontology annotation, biological process: mitotic sister chromatid segregation. Lineage: Eukaryota; Fungi; Ascomycota; Eurotiomycetes; Eurotiales; Aspergillaceae.
AUGCCCGCUAAGCGCAAAUCUGAUCAAAUGGACACUACGCCUACGGGCAGUCCUACCAAAAAGAUGCGCAUGACACAAAAGCAGAAGCAAGCGCUGAUGGACAACCUACAACUUGAAAUCACUGAGCGGGCACGUAAACUUCGUGCUCAAUAUGCUCUUCAGGCGAACGAUCUCCGCGCGCGCAUUGAGCGACGCGUCAACCGGAUCCCGGUCUCAUUACGCAAAACCAACAUUGGUGAAUUACUCGAAAAGCACAAUGCUGCCUUGAUCAAACAACAAAUUGCAUCGCCUUCCCGGAAAUACUCACCUGCUAAAAUGUCGCGUAACAUCAGCAAAUCUGUGGACCCAGAAGCACGCGACGGCAGAUCACGGAGGGGAAGCUAUGAAAACCUCUACUCCGACAAAGAAAAUGCUCCUGCCAGUGGCGAGCCUGAAGGGCUUAAGAACCCCAAGCGUCGUGUGAAGCCCGCCGCAGCAGGCGGUGCCUCGCGCGUGGUGUCCCAGGAAGUACGAGGCAACGAGAAUCGGAUAUUGUCUCCUAAGUCGAACAAUUCCCGAACUUACCCACACUCACCCUUCCGUGCGUCCCCAGAGAAGGGUCAACCAUCGUACCUGUCACGUCCCACCUCACCAUUGAAGCAGUCUAGCCCACUGCGAUCGCGCGGUGCUACGGUCUCCGCCGCCGGGAAGGACCAGCGACCCCCGUCUCAUGCUUCAAGGCCGACAAAUCGUGCCGCCACGGGACCCAAGACUACUCGCUCGCCAUUACCACGUCCUGCAACCCGGCAGGGUGAGCGCAAGAAUAGUACAGGAUCUACGGCUUCUUCAGGCACCACUGUCAUUAAGCCCACGCGCACUGGUGCUGGCGCAAGAAAGGCAACAACAACCUCUACUGCAGCGGCUGCAAAGAAGCCAGCUCCUCGCUUGCAGGCUGCAUCAGUGGCAGUAAAAAAGACUGCCACCACUGGCACAAUGCGCAAGACUACUGCCCCAGCUGCGACCGAAACCGCAACUAGAACUCGAGCUCUGCGCAAGCGGAUCUAG